GUGAGUUGGCCAGCUCUAUUGAUGUGAAAUGAACAGCUCAUCAGAAUAAUGUAUGUUUAUUUUUAUCUGGUGAAUAAAAAUUGUUUGCUUUAAUUUGGAAAGAAAACUAAGUAAUACUCUGCAGAAUAAGCCAUAUAAUAAAACACUCAACAUGACAGAGAGACAAGUUUCGCCUGCAUUAAAGAAAAUCUUGGAGCAAGAUGUGAAGCUGACGGAUCGCUUUGUUGCCUACCUGCUGCAGUUCUCAUCCUUCAAGUCACUGAAGAUACACUGCAAAAUGCUGGAGGUCUCAUGCGAUGGCAUCGCUUGGCUUGCAACAUGGGUCGCCUUCAUCUGGUUGCUCAACUCCAGCGAUCUGCAUCAGAUGCAAGUGAAUAUGCUGAUAGGAUUGUUGCUGGACAUCGUCGUGGUGGCACUUCUCAAAGCAUUUGUGCGCAGACGGCGUCCAAUGCCGGCCACAGACAUGCUGACAAUUGGACCCGAUAAAUUCAGCUUUCCAUCGGGUCAUGCAUCACGAGCUUUCUAUAUCCUCGUCUUCUUCACCCAUCUGUAUUCCCUGCCCAUCAUUUUCUGGAUGCCAUUGACCGCUUGGGCUGUCAGCGUUGUGCUCUCCAGACUGAUAUUGAAACGCCAUUAUAUUUUGGAUGUUUGCGCUGGAGCAUUGAUUGGAGUUGUGGAAGCCUUGUUCCUUGGUCUGAUUUGGCUUAGCGCUGAUUCAGCUGCUUGGUUCGUUGGUUUCCUAUCUGAAGACAAAGUGUUCAGUGAACCCAAUUAAAUACUAUGUAGGAAACUCAUCAUUUUUGCUUAUUACUUUGUAUAUAAUCGCAAUGCCAAAGCAGCAGUUGGUAAAGUUAAUUUGUUGAAUUUGUUACCUUUUUGAAAGGUCUGGGAAAAAUAUGAAAUAAAGCCUCGAAAGACAUAGUUUUUUUUA
Drosophila sulfurigaster albostrigata is the source of this 931-nucleotide messenger RNA. RefSeq names its product polyisoprenoid diphosphate/phosphate phosphohydrolase PLPP6. The record is from RefSeq and is a predicted model, not a curated record. Lineage: Eukaryota; Metazoa; Arthropoda; Insecta; Diptera; Drosophilidae. Bases 152 to 775 code for a protein of 207 amino acids. The transcript has 2 exons. Gene Ontology annotation, molecular function: sphingosine-1-phosphate phosphatase activity.